AUGGCGAGCCCAGGAAGACAAACAGAUGGCUGGGCUCUACAACCUUUCUCCAAUAAGCCACCAAAGAGUCAGCCACACAUAUCCUCUCCCUUUCUGUGGACCCCUCUCCUCUUCCUGCUCAUGGGGCUAGGAGCUUCUGAAAAGGACUCAGCCCCAACAGUGGUGAAAGGGAUUCUAGGGGGUUCGGUGAUUCUCUCCCUGAACAUUUCAGUAGGCACAGAAAUUGAGCACAUCGCCUGGAGUGGUCCCCAAGAAGCUUUGGCUUUAGCAGAUGCAAGAGGAAAGAUUAUCUUUAUAGACAAAAGCUACCAGGGGCGAAUAAACAUCACCCAGAACAAUUCCUUGUCUAUCAACAAGCUGACUCUGAAAGAUGCAGGAUCCUACAAAGCCCAGAUAAACCAAAAGAAUUCUGAAGUCACCACAAGUGAGAAAUUCACCCUGUCUAUCUAUGAACAGCUGCAGGAGCCCCGAGUCACCAUGACGUCUGUGAACAUGUCUGAGAACGCCUCCUGUAACAUCACCCUGGUAUGCUCCGUGAAGGGGGCAGGGGAAGAUGUUCAGUACUACUGGACUUCGAGGGAUCCCCAUGCUUCUGAAUCCUGGGUGGGGCCUAGUCUCACCAUCUCUUGGUUGCCCUGUGACUCAGACCUGCCAUACGUCUGCAGAGCCAAGAACCCAGUCAGCCAGAGCAACUCCCGCCCUGUCCAUGCCUGGCAGUUCUGUACAGAUCUAGGAGCUUCCAGAGGAGGACCAGUGGGGGAGACAGUGGCGGGGAUCCUGGGGGAGUCCAUCACCCUGUCCCUGGCACUCCCGGACAGUCAGCACAUAGACAACGUUGUCUGGAUGUUUAACACCUCUAUUAUCAGCAAAGAGCGGGGAGAAGAAGCAACAGCCAAUCAACUCAUUAAGUUCAAGGAUCCAAAUCUGAACACGGCGUGGGUCUCCAGCCAGGACUACUCCCUAAAGAUUGGCCAGUUGAAGAUGGAGGACGCUGGCCCCUACCACGCCUAUGUGUGCUCAAACGCCAGAGUUGCCAGCACAAAACAUAUCAACCUGAGCAUCUACCGGAGACUGAAGAAGCCAAAAGUCACCGGGAACCUCGGGCUCACAGAGGACGGCGUCUGCAGGGUCAGCCUGACAUGCUCAGUGGAGGACAGUGGACACAACGUGACAUACAGAUGGAGCCCCCUACAGAAAGGAGCUGUCGUGUCCCAAGGGGGAGCUCACCUCAGCGUCUCCUGGAGAAGUGGAGAAAAACACCCCAGCUUCACGUGCAGAGCCAGCAAUCCUGUCAGCAACAGCUCCCAGCAGUUUCUUUCUAGGGACCUCUGUCCAGGACCUGAGAGAAGGACAGCACUUUGGUCUGGGCUCUCCCUGAUGGUUCUUUUCAGCCUUCUGUGCUUUGGGAUCUCUGGCUGGUGCUUUUGGAAGAAAAAAGGACGAUGUUCAGCCCCAGGCUUCAGUUCCAGUCAAGUUGAGGCUCCAGCUGACACACCAGAGCCCACUGCUGACCACACAGUAUACUCCAUGCUCUCCCAAGGGUAUGAGAAGGUGGACACUUUCCCUAAGACUGCCAGGCACGUCUCCGACAGCAGCUCUGACAGCAAUGGAACAACUGAGGAGGAUGAGGAGAGGACAGAGAGGCACCAACCUGUCAAUGGAAGAGACCAGGUGUGUGAUUUGGUCACUCAGGAGGAUGCUGGACAUGACUCCGAGGGGCAAGCAGAGUACGAUCUCGUCACUCCAGAUGACACGGCACCGGCGCUUGUGACUGAAGGGGAAACUGUGUAUACACAGGUGUUCCUUGACUUUCAGAGACAGACCCCAGUUCCUCAGAAGAAAGAGAGGUCAGCCACAAUCUACUGCUCUAUACAGAAACCUCAGAAGGUGGCGCCAGCACCGCAACAGAAUGACCUUGAGUCUCCUGAAAUAUCUACCUAUGAAAAUGUCCCCUGAAAAGCAGCUGCCUCCCUCCAUGAGGUUGGAGUGCUGGACCUAAUAGGGCCUGGGGCUCCUGCAGGCAGAAGCACUUCAGAAUUUCCUUCAGUGUCUCGGCGAUGCCUGGAUUUGUGCCUCCCCCUUCCUCUCACCCCCAUGACUUCCCAAACCCAUUAACAGAUCAGACAACUUCUGGGCUCCAUUUGUCUCCUUGCAUGCUCAUACUGUUUCUGCCUCUCAACUCAGGUGCACACCUCAAAACUCUGCCAAGGCUUGUCAUGUUGUAGAAGGGGACCUGGACCUUCACAUGUUCCUCUAAACAGCUGCUAAGAUAAAUCCAACAGAUAUUCUCACUUACAGACACAAAGAUCUAGGUGAAAUCAUGACCACAGUAGUAUUUUUUUAAAUAAAAGGCUACA
This is a messenger RNA of Balaenoptera ricei (Rice's whale), 2357 nucleotides long. It is a transcript of the gene LY9, whose product is annotated as lymphocyte antigen 9. Lineage: Eukaryota; Metazoa; Chordata; Mammalia; Artiodactyla; Balaenopteridae. The record is from RefSeq and is a predicted model, not a curated record. Gene Ontology annotation, biological process: T cell activation. The transcript has 10 exons. Bases 1 to 1956 code for a protein of 651 amino acids. Gene Ontology annotation, cellular component: external side of plasma membrane.